AUGACGGGAUUCUUGCCCUCACCUGGGGACCCCGGAUUUCCUGAACAGGUCUUUGGCAUGCAUGUCCUCCUCGACCAGGCGCCGAGGGUUCUGUUCGAGGGCAUUGAUGGACGGUGGACGAGCUGGUUUGACAAGGUAGCGAGGAAGUUGUACGAGUAUUACUACAGCCUGCCGGAACCGCUGAUGCCGUGGGCUCCUGAGGCCUGGACUGGCUCGACGUUCGAGUACUGGAUCUGCAUUGCGUCCGAGUUCAACGCCACUAUGGCCCACCAAGAAAGCAGAAUGGACCAGCAGCUCUCGGCACUCGGCGUUGAGAAAUUACGCCGUGCCGUCGAAGGCUUUUUGGGCGAACGCGAUCCAUUCAGCGACGGCAGGUCGCCACCGCUGGACGAGUACUCGCUGGUGUUCUUCGUGAAGCACAUUAGUCGGGACCAGGACUGGUCCUUCCCGAAAGCUGCCUUCUUCUCCUUCAUGGUCGACGACGCCCACCGUCCCAUCAUUGAUAGAUUUGGCCGGUACCCUUACCGCAACGCCAUUGAGGGUAGAGCCAGCACAGCUGGUGAGCUGGAGUGGAUUCGGAGGACCGACCACUUUGCCGAGGCCGAACCAGAGGUUGCGAAGCGUGUGAGGCGGGAUACUGCAUCUGGGACGUGGACGCCGCUGGGCGAGAGCGAGGGCAGGGCUAAUGCCUUGGAAAAUUCAACGAUUUAA
Molecule: messenger RNA, 711 nt
Organism: Diaporthe citri
Lineage: Eukaryota; Fungi; Ascomycota; Sordariomycetes; Diaporthales; Diaporthaceae
Exons: 3
Coding region: 1-711 (236 amino acids)
Molecular function (GO): protein binding
Source: RefSeq, a predicted model, not a curated record